Messenger RNA from Spodoptera exigua (beet armyworm), 1386 nucleotides. Lineage: Eukaryota; Metazoa; Arthropoda; Insecta; Lepidoptera; Noctuidae. The record is from the annotation of a GenBank genome assembly.
UUAGUGAGUUUCAAAUACUUUGUGAGAAAAAAUUGGACCAAUAGCAUUUUAUUGCGAGAAAGACCAAGACAAACAACUUUAUAGUUGCAUACUAGAAAGAAACACAAAAACAUUAUUAUGUAAACAAAAAUUAAACAUUGUGGUGACAGGCAAACACAUUUAGUGUUGAAUGUCAAAAAAUCAGAACGUCAUCCGCUAUCUUUUUAUUAGAUGUUUAGCUUUGGCUUGGCCGCUGGUUGUGACAAUUAUAUUAUUAUACUCAUACUUGAGUACAGUAUUUACAUUAAAUACAAGUACUUAAAAUGACGCUUUAUCAUUUUGGAAAUUGUCUAGCAUUAGUUUAUGCACCAUAUCAUAUGGCAUACAAAUUCUCGGGAAUAUCUGAAUAUGCUACAUUCUCAAAAUGUGUACAUGCCGGAGGUCUUUACAUCUUUACUCAGCUCUGUAAGAUGCUGUUGCUAGCUACAUUCUUUCCUGAUACUGACAGCAGCCACAUAACUGGAGAAUAUAAUGUGUUUUUGGAAAUCCUGAAAGCAACAGUGGACUUUGCAGACUUGUUGGGGAUAUACUUUGCUCUGAACUCAGUGCCAGGCAAAGGUCAUGCAAAAAUACUGACAUCAGCUAUUGGGUGGGCAAGUGCAGAGGUGGUCGUGACGCGCAGUGUGUUGCUGUGGGUGGGAGCGCGGGGCUCGGAGUUCGACUGGCGCUACGUGCGCUCGUGCGCGGAGUCCAACGUGUCGCUGCUACACACGGCGGCCACUGCGGCGCUAGUAUGGCUGUGGACGCGUAGUGACCUGCCUCGCAAGCAUUCCCCCAUCGUCAUCACUCUGCUUGCCCUGUCUCCAUACAGAGGCCUUAUCGAAGAAGCUUUAGGCAGCAUCCUCUCCCUCAGCGCUUGGGCCUUGUUAGCACUGAGAGCUAUCCAUGCUAGUGCAGUUGGUUUGACAGCUUUGGGGAUGUAUGCUGUCCUAGCUCAACAGAUUGGAAUUUAAUUUAAAUCAUUAUUUAUUUAUAUGUGUAGAUGUGUUCUAAGUUAUUCCUUAUGUAAUUGUUAUUCCAAAAUGAUUGAUUGAAUAAAAUAAGUAUAACAUAAGUAACUUUAAAUUAUUUCUUAAGCUUGGUUUCAAAUCAAAUAUCCUGGCAUCAGAGGAAAAAAUAAUUACCACUAGAUACAUCAAUACACAAAUUAUUAUUGUAAGGUCCUACCCUUUUUUUGUUAUUCCACUUUAUACUAAUUGUAUGUGUUGUAUUUUCGUUCUUUACUUUCUCAACUUAUCUGAAAUGCAUACUUAACUUUUUUCAAGAAGUUUUUGUUUAUUAUAGUAACAGUAUAUUCUUUCAAGAAGGACAUCCAAACUAAUAUUAUAAAUGGAAAGUAACUCUGUC